AUGCUCAAAUCCUACUCAAUUCCGGACCCUAAGGAAAAUGAAAACAAAUCCGAAGGGACCAGAAGCCCACUAAAAGAAACCGAAGAAAAAGGGCAGUACAGCUUCCAAAGAAGUAACUACAGAGGGAUAAAAUUAAAGGAUUCUAGAAGGUGGACGCCAAGACAAAUUGAUAUAUCUCUGCUUUUAAUGGAAGGAAAGAUCCUAAAAAAACGCGAAUCGUAA
Messenger RNA from Plasmodium inui San Antonio 1, 222 nucleotides. RefSeq lists its product as hypothetical. The transcript is spliced from 2 exons. NCBI's taxonomy places the organism in Eukaryota, Apicomplexa, Aconoidasida, Haemosporida, Plasmodiidae. The coding region runs from base 1 to 222 and encodes 73 amino acids. The record is from RefSeq and is a predicted model, not a curated record.